AUGGAGAAAUCACCUCCCUCUCCUCCUCUCCCAUCAUCUCGUUCCUCUUGCACUCCACCUUCCAAUCAUGCACCCCUUUCUUCUCCUAACGUGAUCCCUGUGAACAAGCCCAAGUCGAAGUCGAAGUCCAAGCCAAAACAUAAGAAAGUGCAUGUCAUCAGGCACCGAUGGACUGGGAGAUUUGAAGCUCACCUGUGGGACAAGAAUUGGCAGCACCCUGUCCAAAACAAGAGAGGCAGACAAGUUUACUUGGGAGCCUAUGAUGCUGAGGCUGACGCUGCUCGAGCUCAUGACCGAGCUGCCCUUAAGUUCUGCGGGCCGGAAGCAAUCUUAAAUUUUCCUGUGGAAACGUAUAGAGAAGAAUCUGAGGAGAUGCAAGCCAUGUCCAAGGAAGAGUUGGUGGCUUCUCUUCGGCGCAGGAGCGACGGCUUCGCGAGGGGUGUCUCUAAAUACCGUGGGGUGGCCAGGCAUCAUCACAACGGCCGGUGGGAGGCCAGGCUCGGCCUGGUACUUGGCUACAAAUACCUGUACUUGGGAACCUACGAGACUCAAGAGGAGGCUGCCCAGGCUUAUGAUCUGGCUGCUCUGCAAUUCAAAGGCCCAGAUGCGGUGACCAACUUUGAUAGCUGUUUAUACGUGAACUACCCUCGACCAUGCGUAAAGCUACCACCAAGGCCUCAGAUCAGCCCACCCCAGGAGCCCAGGGUUGGGCCUAUGGAACCAAGGGAGUCCAUUGAUCAGACGGUCCCAAGUGAAGACAUCUGGGAUGCCAUCACAUGGAGCACCAUUGGCAUGGACAUCUCCAACCACGUCGGCUUUGAGGGUGACAUUGAGCAGCUCUUUGAAGGGUUUGAGACCUUCAGCUCCGGUGCCAGCGAGGGUUCCUUGGAAGGAGAGAUAGGGCAAGACUUCUUUGAGUCAGGAGAGAUGGAAAUGCAGGGUAGGAGGGAUGAUAGGAACCAUAAUUCCCACAAUUUUGAUACUUAUUAA
Messenger RNA from Phoenix dactylifera (date palm), 990 nucleotides. The record is from RefSeq and is a predicted model, not a curated record. Lineage: Eukaryota; Viridiplantae; Streptophyta; Magnoliopsida; Arecales; Arecaceae.